CUGGUAUGUGGGAUUCGCUAAUUAAUGGCCGCUGCUGCAAGAAAAUCCGCACAAAGGGCCAUCUAAAAGACUCGCAGCCUUUGACUUCAUAUUGCGGAAUAUUUUGGCUUCUUUAACCUUCAGAUCCUUCCUUCACCAUUAAUUAUUACUAGUAAAACAUGGCCGCUUCAUCUUCUAUCCAAUUACUAACACCUGCAUUAGCAAUACUCGUUCUUUCUUUCUUGAAAUUAUCUACUUCAGCAAGAGCAUCAGCUGGAUCAUGCUACAAAUCCAUCAUCGGCUUUGGGGAUUCCCUCACUGAUACUGGCAACUUAGUCCAGCUCUUCCCGCCCGAUAAUCCUACCCACUGUUAUCGACCACCGUACGGGGAAACCUUCUUUAAACACCCUACCGGUCGUUGCUGCGAUGGCCGUCUCAUCAUUGAUUUUAUUGACCCUAAAGCAACCUUAAAUUCAUUACCAGCAUACCUUUGGAGAGAUGAAAGUACGGAUUUUCGACAAGGCGUGAAUUUCGCUGUAUCAGGAGCUACAGCACUUAACAAUUCAUUUUUCCUGGAAAUGGGACUGCAGGAUCUUUCAACGAAUGUGUCACUGGGAACACAGUUAAGGUGGUUCAAAGAUAUAUUGCCGUCUCUAUGCAGCAGCAACUCUUCAGAUUGCAGCAGGGAAUUUCUUCAAAGCUCGUUUGUUCUUAUGGGAGAGAUUGGGGGCGAUGAUUACAACGCUGCACUUCUUGGUGGAAUAAAACCAGAUGAGGUCAAACCAUAUGUUCCCGGUGUUGUGCGCGAGAUCGCUUCAGCUAUCGAGGAAUUGAUUAAGCUAGGAGCUGUGACAUUGGUGGUUCCUGGGAACUUUCCAAUUGGAUGCUUGGCUUCCUAUCUGACCUAUUUUCAAAGCUCCAGCCAGCAUGACUACGACACGGAUACUGGUUGCAUAAACUGGUUAAAUGAUUUAGCCAAAUAUCAUAACAGAUUGCUGCAGAAAGAACUUAAUCGCAUCAGAAAACUUCAUCCUCAUGCCACCAUAAUCUAUGCCGAUUACUACAAUGCUGCAAUGAGAUUUUAUCGUUCCCCAAACAAAUAUGGAUUUAGAGGAGAAGCUCUAAGGGCUUGCUGCGGAACAGGAGGCCCGUACAAUUGUAAUACCUCAAUUCCUUGUGGCUACCUACCAGCAACUCCUUGCAAGGAUCCGUCUUUGUAUGUUACCUGGGACGGUUUGCACUUGACCGAAGCUGCCUACCAAUUGGUAGCUCAGGGCAUACUUCAAGGACCAUAUUCUACUCCUCCUAUCAAUACAAUCUGUCCGCUUGCAUCCACUAGUUCAGGAGGACUUUUGCUUUAAGAUUAGCUUAGAUUUUGUGAGAUGUCCCUUUUUAUCACUUGGUAGCAAAAUUUUAAACCACAUUAAAUUGUUAUUUAUUUAGUUUAUGUGGUUUAUGGUUGGCGUUUCUACUUUUUGAUUGGUUGGAUAAGCCUAUCCAUAAAUAUGUGGUUUGUAAGAGCCUUCAAUUUGGGAGGCAAAAUGAUACCUAAAGGCUCCAUAUUUCCUUUUCAUUCCCAAUCAAAAGGCUCCAUAUUUUACUCAACAA
Molecule: messenger RNA, 1587 nt
Organism: Coffea arabica (coffee)
Lineage: Eukaryota; Viridiplantae; Streptophyta; Magnoliopsida; Gentianales; Rubiaceae
Product: sinapine esterase-like
Biological process (GO): lipid metabolic process
Molecular function (GO): lipase activity
Source: RefSeq, a predicted model, not a curated record